Panicum virgatum (switchgrass) is the source of this 3065-nucleotide messenger RNA. RefSeq names its product putative wall-associated receptor kinase-like 16. The coding region runs from base 700 to 2901 and encodes 733 amino acids. The transcript has 5 exons. Gene Ontology annotation, molecular function: calcium ion binding; ATP binding; protein serine/threonine kinase activity. Gene Ontology annotation, cellular component: plasma membrane. The record is from RefSeq and is a predicted model, not a curated record. NCBI's taxonomy places the organism in Eukaryota, Viridiplantae, Streptophyta, Magnoliopsida, Poales, Poaceae. Gene Ontology annotation, biological process: cell surface receptor signaling pathway; protein phosphorylation.
AGGCUUGGGAGGAGUCUCGGAGAGGGAGUAGCUCCAGUUGGGCUGGGCUUGAAUCCGUCCAGUGAAAUAUGUGUAGCCUAUUAAAAGAUGGGCCAGAUUUCUCUAGCUGACAUCAAUUUUAUUUGUCUUGGGCCGAUAAACUUUCCGGCUCAGCCCAUGACAGCGUAUGUUAUGUCUUCCAUCGUGUGUAUUCUACACUACUCCUGAUGCUAAAAAAAAAACUAAGCAGUCUCCUGAUGCUAAAAAAAACUAAACAGUCUCCUCUAUCCUUUUGAAGAAAAAAAAUUAAAUGAUCUGUGCCAAAAAAAAAUGUAGAACUUGCCAAUGUGGGUGUACAAUAGGAAAAUUGUACAACGGGUGCUUACAAAGAAACAUGAGGCGGCUACUUUUUUUAAUGUUCAGAAAAAUGUCUCAUCCAGUGAGAGAAAUCUUAGAGAAGCCUCUUUGAGAACGAGUCAAUGGGCAACGGAAGGAUGCAUGCACGGAACGAAACGACGACGACCACACGUGGUCAAUUGACCACUUGUGAUAUUGUUAUACCAGAAGGUAGCUGCAAAUUGCGAAACAAGAACAGGUCGUCCAUUCGUUAGCCUAUGCCAUGCGUUCACAACCAGCUGUUAAUCCCAAGUCCUCUCUGCCUUUAUAGUCUCCUAGGCCUGCCAAUAACUACGCAGGCACGCUGAUCCAAAGGGGGCACCCAUGGAGAUGAAGUUCUCAUGGCUUCUGCUCGGGCUUCCGGCCGUGUGGAUGCUCGCCGCCGCGGCCGACGUCCCGGCGGCGAGGGGACCAGGCUGUUCAGCGAGGUGCGGCGAGAUGGACGUCCCGUACCCGUAUGGCUUGGACCCGCAGUGCGCGAUCCACGACGGAUUUGUGCUCAACUGCACCACCGUGGGCCGCGCCACCAAGCUGUUUCAUGGCGGCUUGGAGGUGAUCAAGAUCUCCGUACCCGACGGCAAGGCCUGGGUGAAGACUUGGAUCUCUCGGCAGUGCUACGACCAAACCACCAACGGGAUGCUCUACAACAACGCACAGCUGUGGCUUGGCAACCAAUACGUUCUCUCAGCAGAUGAUAACAAAGUCAUUGUCAUCGGAUGCAAAAGUCUCGCCUACAUGUGGAGUGACUCCUACAUAAUCGGGUGCUCGUCAACAUGCGACAUAAAAGCACUCAAGAACAGCUCGUGCUCUGGUGCAGAUGGAGAUGGGUGCUGCCAGGCAGAUCUACCGAAAGGUGUGAAGAAAUACAUAAGCUAUUUCAAUGUGGACUACAACACCAGCCAAAUAUGGCAGAGCACCCCUUGCAAUUAUAUCGCAGUGAUGGAAACCGCAGCCUUCAACUUCAGCACCACCUAUCUCACCUCAACGGUGUUCUACGACAUGGACAACUCGCUGAUACCAACUGUGCUAGAAUGGGGGGUAGCACGGAACACAUGUGGGCAAGCCAGAACUAACAAGACUACGUAUGCGUGUGUUAGCAACAACAGCGACUGCAUCGACAACAACUACGUGGGUUACCGCUGCAAGUGCUCCCCAGGAUACAAAGGCAAUCCAUACGUCUCUGACGGUUGCACAGAUAUCGAUGAGUGCCAAGACAAUGUUACUUACCCAUGCGCUGGAAUAUGCAAAAAUACACAGGGGCAUUUCACUUGUUCAUGCCCGCCUGGACAAGAUAGGAUCAAUGGCCUUUGCGUGAAAGCUCACAAGUCAAUUUGGGUGGCGCCGGUUGUUGGUGGAAGUGUCGGGCUAGUUGUUCUUCUCAUAGUCGCCACUUGUGCAUACCUAAUCCGAGAGAGGCGUAAGCUGCACCGCAUCAAACAAAAGUAUUUUCGGCAGCAUGGUGGUCUGAUACUAUUCGAGGAGAUGAAAUCACAACAAGGCACUGCCUUCAAAAUCUUCUCGGAAGAAGAACUACAGCAAGCCACACACAGGUUUGAUGAGCAUUGGGUCAUUGGCCAUGGAGGCCAUGGCAAAGUCUACAAGGGAGUUUUGAAGACCGAGGUCGAAGUAGCCGUGAAAAGAUGCAUGACAAUCGAUGAGCAACACAAGAAAGAAUUCGGCAAGGAGAUGCUAAUCCUAUCCCAAAUCAACCACAAGAACAUUGUCAAGAUCCUCGGCUGUUGCCUUGAAGUUGAAGUGCCCAUGCUAGUGUAUGAGUUCAUCCCAAAUGGUACGUUGUUCGAUCUAAUCCAUGGUAAUCAUGGCCGACACAUCUCCUUGGGCACUCGCUUGAGGAUUGCCUGUGAGUCUUCAGAGGCAUUAGCUUACCUUCAUUCCUGCGCAUCUCCACCAAUCCUCCACGGUGAUGUCAAAUCUACAAACAUCCUCCUGGAUGGUGACUACACAGCAAAGGUCUCCGACUUUGGUGCGUCCAUCCUAGCACCAAGCGACAAAUCGCAAUUUGUCACGCUAGUCCAAGGAACUUGUGGGUAUCUUGACCCGGAGUACAUGCAAACAUGCCAACUAACAGAUAAAAGCGAUGUGUAUAGCUUUGGAGUUGUUCUCCUAGAGUUGCUCACGCGCAAGAAGGCACUCAACCUUGAAGGGCCUGAACAUGAGAAGAGUCUAUCGAUGAGGUUUCUAUCCGUGAUGAAGGAAAACAAACUUGAAGAUAUCCUUGAUGAUCAAAUCAAGAGCAAUGAGAAUCUGGAGUAUCUCGAGGAGAUUGCAGAGUUGGCGAGGCAAUGCUUGGACAUGAGUGGUGUGAAUAGGCCAUCAAUGAUGGAGGUUGCAGAUAAUCUUGGGAGGUUGAGGAAGGUCAUGCAGCAUCCAUGGGCACAUGAAAAUUCUGAAGAGUUGGACAACUUGCUUGGAGAGAGCUCUAUGUCUAUGGUCAGCUCGGCUGUUACUACAGAAGCUUUCAGCAUUGAAAAAAGAGUUGCUAUGGGCUUGGAAUCAGGGCGUUAGCCAACUGUGCGUGCCAUUGUUUUGUUGCAUUAUGGAUUGAAGGUGAUGUAAUUGUUUUCUUAGUUUGUUUUUAGGAAUUAGACUUUGUAGAAGAAUUAUUUCUUUGUGGGCUUGUGGCCCACCGAGAUGAUGUUUGCCAUGGCUAUUACAUUUAUUUCUUGCUA